Ascochyta rabiei is the source of this 849-nucleotide messenger RNA. RefSeq lists its product as uncharacterized. The record is from RefSeq and is a predicted model, not a curated record. Bases 1 to 849 code for a protein of 282 amino acids. The transcript has a single exon. Lineage: Eukaryota; Fungi; Ascomycota; Dothideomycetes; Pleosporales; Didymellaceae.
AUGGCCACCUUCACAUCCCUCCCAUUCGAGCUUCGCUCGCAGAUCUUCGCCCUCGCCAAACCCACCUCCAUCACCAUCCACAUCCGCGAGGAUGCCGAUCUCAUCAUCACCGCCAUUUCCUCACCACCAGCUCUCCUCACCAGCACCAAAGAGUCCCGCGCAGCAGCGCAAAAAUGGGACCUGAAGCCGUACGCUGUCCUCACCGGCGACGACUACCAAAACAUUCUCUUCGACCAAGACACAUGCCUCCAUCUCAUCAUCACACCUUCGACCGCCGAGUAUCCCGCCAUCACGUGGACAGAACUCUACACCGUCCUCGGUGAUGCGCUGCUUGACGCGAAGAAGGUGGAGAUCGAGUGCAGCAAACCUUUGCGCCUAGCGCGAUUGUUUAUGUUACCGGAGAACGAGUUUGUCGGUGUGGGUCAGAGCUGUGUGGAAGCGGAAUUGUUCGGUAGCGAGAUUAUUUCUUCAGACAGAGAUACUCGCGAAGCACUCCGCAGAGACAUCUCCGUGUGUGUUGGGGACGAGGAGUGGGUGUUGAGAGAGGAGGUAGUAGAGGGGUUUGGGCUUGAGGCCAGCUUCGAGACGAAGGCGUUCUUUCGAGUCGAUGAGGGGGCGGAGGCCUCCGCGCUAUAUUUUCAAGCCGCGAAGGUGGAGAUGGAGGUAGAUGUGCAGGCCUCCGCGCUGUACUUUCAAGACGCGGAGGUGGAGAAGUGGUCAGGAGAGGAGUUGACCGAAGAUGCACUAGACAGGCUUCGCGAUGAGAUGGGUGUGCUGUUCCCUGCAACAGUGUACACCGUCAAGUCCGAUCCUGGAGGUAGCGUCAUGCCAGAGCUUGAUUGGUUCUGA